Molecule: messenger RNA, 4131 nt
Organism: Penaeus chinensis
Lineage: Eukaryota; Metazoa; Arthropoda; Malacostraca; Decapoda; Penaeidae
Exons: 15
Coding region: 1-4131 (1376 amino acids)
Cellular component (GO): nucleus
Molecular function (GO): zinc ion binding
Source: RefSeq, a predicted model, not a curated record
AUGACCUGGAUGUCUGGAGAGAAUCAGGUUUCUGCAGCAUCAGUAAUCAGAGUUGCAGUUGAGCAUAGAAGUCCUUGGGAAUUAGCCAAAGAUAUUGAUAUUGAUAUUCUUUCACAAAAUAAAUUGAAAGACAAAGCAGGAGAGGCUUGUUCUCAGUUUCAAAACACUAGCAAAGCCAGUGGCUCAGAACAAGAGAUGUCUAAGGAAGAGGUUGCACAUCAUGAGACCAGUCAGCCAUGGCCUGCCAUGAGUGUUGAACCUAUUUCAGAAAAGUGUAGCAAAAAUCCUGAGACUCUGUCAGGCAAAGUGCGCAAGCCCUCCUUUCAGAGAAUGGGGCCAAAGGUGAAAUUGCCACAUUCCCUCUUUCAAAAGGCAAGCAUGGCUGAGGCUGAAUCCUCAGAUUUUGUUGAAAUGUUUGAAGAAUCUGAUGCUACUACUUUGACUUCUCAACCUCUCUGCCAAGCAGAAAUAGAAGAUUACAGUAUACCUUCAGGUCUACUGAUAAAAGAGGAUGAGGCACCACAAAGUGAGCCACAGGUGGCAUCUAUCCCAGUGAAAAAGAAAGUACCAACAUUUGGAAAAGUACCUAUCAAAUCAAAAAAGACUCUUGUAGGCUCAGGUGCUCAGAUGAUAAAAACAAGUCGAAUUAACAGUAAUUGCCAUAACCCAAGAAAUGCAAAAUUAACUGCUGGAUUUAAUCCAAAAACACAAAAGCAUUCUCUGACAAAAGGCUCCUUUACCCAACCUAUACAUAAUUUCCAAGGCAUAAAAGAAAAGGAUACAAGUAAAACCUGCACUAAACAUGAAGAAAUGUUAUCAAAAUUCAAAUGUACUGAUGAAGGAGGGAAUCAGCAGUGCAUGAAGAAGCCUGUAUUAUGUGAAACAAAUCUGCAUGAGAAAAAUGUAAAUGCUAAAGAGGAUGACUUGAUGAAGGAUGAUGAUACCCAAACUGACACAAGAACAGUAGUGAAUGCAUCAGGAAGAAUAGAUGCUGCCAAGGAAGAAAUAUUUCAAGCAAAAGUACAAGCAUUUGAUAAAGAACUCAUAGAUGACUCAAACACAGUAGCAUCAAGAGCUUCCCAGUUCACAGUUGGCAUCCACACACCUGUGCAACUAAAUAAAGGUUCAGAGACAGAACAAAAUGAGAACAGAGAAAUUAAUAACAUCAACAAAUUGGUGGAGGAAAACCCAGGUUAUAGUUUCUCUGUUCCUCACACUAAGGAUGAGAAGAAAUCUGAUGGCAGAGUGUCUGUGAAAGAUGGAAAUCCAAGCAAAAUGACAGAAGAACAAUGGGAGAAUCUGUUUCGUGGUGUAAUAAAUUUGACAGAUGAGCACACAUUAGACUCUGCAUUAAAAGUCGAUUGUCAUCAGGAUCAGCAGGAUUUGGAAACAGACAACAGAUGUAAAGUAAAAAAGAGGAAAAGACAGGAGAGAAACAUUGGAAAAUGCAAGAAAUUCAUGGCAGAAGCAAAACAUGGAGACACUGUACAUGAAUCUGAAAAGGACUGUGAUGCCCUACAGUCAAAGGAUGUUGAAAUUAAAACUAGAAUUUUUGAACCACUGCUGGAGAAUACUUUAAAUGAUAUAUCCAAGCCUUCAGGUAAAAAAUCUCUCAAGAGCUUAACUGUUAGCAGUCACUUUGAAGACUCUGAAAACUUUCCUUAUUUGGAAUUGUCAGAAGAGUCCUCCUCACCAUCUUCAUCUGAGGUGCAGGAAGAUUAUGCUUCUUCCAUGAGAGAGGGUGAUCAGGACACUGAAGAACCAUCUCCAUCUGAUAAAACAAGAUGGAGUAAGAGAAGAUCAUCUGAGAGUAGUAAAUAUUCAGACUCUGAUACACCAAUUUCAACUCACACACCAAGGAAGAUUCACCUACUGCAGAUGCUUAACCAUAUAGAUGAAGAUGUUUGGGUACAAUGUGAUAAAUGCAAUAAGUGGAGAAAGUGCUGGAUUAACUGUGACCCAGCUAUCUUACCAGAUUAUUGGACAUGCAUUAUGAGUAAAGAUCCUUUACACAAUAGAUGUAGCUUUCCAGAAGAUAAUUGGAGGGCUACAAAUGAGGUUUACUUAUACCAUAGAUAUAUUUUAGGUUCAGUGGUUUGGGCUCGCGUACCUUCUACCCCUUGGUGGCCAGCAAUUGUUGACUUAGAUCCCGACUACAGAUGCUAUUUGUGGGGAAAGUCAAAGGAAAAUCAUCCUGAGUACACCCAUGUUACAUUCUUUGGUGAGCCAGUCUCUCGAGCGUGGGUUACUUCAAAAUCUCUGACUCUUUUCAAAAUGAAGCACUCUGCCAGACACUUUGCUGCAAAAGUUCACUGGGAUCCAGCAAUGAAGUCAGCAUUAGAAGCAGCUGUAUUUGAGGCUCAGCGUGCCCUCAUGAUGGAUAUUCAUAACCGGAGAAAGAAAUAUAGCUUUGUCUCUAGGCAUCAUGGGAAGAUAGGAUACAAUGAGGACUUCAUUUCAAGAAAUUACACCAAAAAAGAAAAGGAUAAAAAAAGAGAGCUGGAAAGUACUUCACCUGCAAGUGAAAUUUUGUCACCAACAGAAUCCAAGGCAUCAAAAGAAAUUCCUAAUAAGAAAAUGAAGAGAGUUAAAGAUGCCACUGGUCUGACAUGUUAUAAGGAGGAAGAGGAUCUUUCAAAAGAGAAAGGCAAAUGUAAAGAAAAGAAAAAGGUAGAACAAGGGUUAGGUAGGAAUGAAAAUAAAGAACAUGAUGAAAAUGUUGAACAAGAGGAGGGUAGGACUGAAGAUGAAGAUGAUGAAAGUGAAGAACAAGAAGUGGGUGAAGAUGAAGAUGAUGAAAAUGUUGAGCAAGAGAUGUGUGGGACUGAAGAACAUGAUGAAAAUGAUGAACAAGAGGUAGGUGGGACUGAAGAACAUGAUGAAAAUUAUGAACAAGAGGCAGGUGGGACUGAAGAACAUGAUGAAAAUGAUGAACAAGAGGCAGGUGGGACUGGAGAAAAUGAUGAAAAUGAUGAACAAGAGGCAGAUGGCACUGGAGAAAAUGAUGAAAAUGAUGAACAAGAGGCAGGUGGGACUGGAGAAAAUGAUGAACAAGAGGCAGGUGGGACUGAAGAACAUGAUGAAAAUGAUGAACAAGAGGCAGGUGGGACUGGAGAAAAUGAUGAAAAUGAUGAACAAGAGGCAGGUGGGACUGGAGAAAAUGAUGAAAAUGAUGAACAAGAGGCAGGUGGGACUGGAGAAAAUGAUGAAAAUGAUGAACAAGAGGUAGAUGGCACUGAAGAAAAUGAUGAAAAUGAUGAACAAGAGGCAGAUGGCACAGGAGAAAAUGAUGAAAAUGAUGAACAAGAAGCAGAUGGCACAGGAGAAAAUGAUGAAAAUGAUGAACAAGAGGCAGGUGGGACUGGAGAAAAUGAUGAAAAUGAUGAACAAGAGGCAGAUGGCACUGAAGAAAAUGAUGAAAAUGAUGAACAAGAGGCAGAUGGCACUGAAGAAAAUGAUGAAAAUGAUGAACAAGAGGCAGAAAAUGAUGAAAAUGAUGAACAAGAGGCAGGUGGGACUGAAGAACAUGAUGAAAAUGAUGAACAAGAGGCAGGUGGGACUGGAGAAAAUGAUGAAAAUGAACAAGAGGCAGGUGGGACUGGAGAAAAUAAUGAAAAUGAACAAGAGGCAGGUGGGAAUGGAGAAAAUGAUGAAAAUGAACAAGAGGCAGGUGGGACUGGAGAAAAUGAUGAAAAUGAACAAGAGGCAGGUGGGACUGGAGAAAAUGAUGAAAAUGAUGAACAAGAGGCAGAUGGCACAGGAGAAAAUGAUGAAAAUGAUGAACAAGAGGCAGGUGGGACUGGAGAAAAUGAUAAACAAGAGGCAGGUGGGACUGGAGAAAAUGAUGAAAAUGAUGAACAAGAGGCAGGUGGGACUGGAGAAAAUUAUGAAAAUGAUGAACAAGAGGCAGAUGGCACUGGAGAAAAUGAUGAAAAUGAUGAACAAGAGGCAGGUCACAGAGAGCUAGAGGAAGAAACAAACAUCCAGAGUACGGAAGAUAAUGAUGAUAACUUGGAAAUGUAUGCUGACCUUUUUAAAGGAGUGACGCAGCUGGCUCCAGGGUCACCACAGUGUGAAGAGAACGAUUUUGAAUGUUUUGGGGAUUUUAAUGAAAGUAUAGGAAAAGUGUAG